Messenger RNA from Necator americanus (New World hookworm), 1755 nucleotides. RefSeq lists its product as uncharacterized. The record is from RefSeq and is a predicted model, not a curated record. The transcript has 17 exons. Gene Ontology annotation, molecular function: cation binding; protein serine/threonine phosphatase activity. The coding region runs from base 1 to 1755 and encodes 584 amino acids. Gene Ontology annotation, biological process: protein dephosphorylation. NCBI's taxonomy places the organism in Eukaryota, Metazoa, Nematoda, Chromadorea, Rhabditida, Ancylostomatidae.
AUGGUCGGAGCAGGCGCAGUAGGCGGUGAUUUGAAACAAGCGCAGUCCUUCCGGUUAGGGCUUAUACAGUUGAGUCAAAACGAUUUGAAGAUCGGGAUCUACAAAUUGCUUGGACGUUGGCAACAUGCCGUCGAUACCGAUGGAGGAUACGGUAUGGACUUAGCCUCACGAGUAGUCUCAGCCGUCACUAGAGUCGCUGAGGCAACAGAACGGACGAAACCGUCGAAAGUGGGCAUGGUUGUGGAUGUUGCCGAUGCGAAAUUCAUAGGCGGGCUAAUUCCAUCACUGGUGGAGAAACUCCCUUAUCCAUAUUCUCGGCCCGAAUUUCUGUAUUUUUCCGAAGAUGAAAUCACACUUUCGGCUGAUCAAUGUAUUCGGCCGGUACUGUGCCCUAAAUAUCCGUCUAGAAUGCCGCUGUAUGCAGGAUAUGCGGAAGUGGUGAAUGCAGGAAAAACUCUUCAAAACGAAGACCAAGCGUCCGCUAGGAUAAUGACUUUAGUUCAACAAGGAUAUGAAGCUGAGGAAGCCAAAGAGCUGGAACAUUGCCAAAAUCACAAUUCAUCUGGAAAGAAUUCCUCGAAGGAUGACGAUGAUUUGAUGUCUCCGAGUGGCGGUAGUACUCCCGGUUCUGUAGCCUCUGCAAGAGCAGAAGCAGCAUUUUUUGCAAUAUUUGAUGGACACGCUGGCCCUGGUGCAGCACUAGUGGCUAGUAAAUGCCUGCAUGAACAUGUUAAAACUCGACUAGGUGACGUAUUGGAAUCCAUUAUACAUCUUGACAGGAAUGAGACUUUACUAUCGGGACGAGGACACUCGGAUUCCUCUUACAGCAUUAGUAAGAUUGAUUCUGUGCCAGUUCGAUGCGAUGAAUUGGUUAUCGGUGCUUUAGAGGCGGCGUUUGUAGAUAUGGAUUCGCAAAUCGCUGAGGAUAAACAGACAUGGCGAAUUUCCGGUGGGUGUGCAGCUAUCGCCGUUCUCGUAUUUCUCGGCAAAUUAUUCGUUGCAAAUGCGGGUGACUGUCGUGCUGUGUUGGUGACAGACGAAGGAUCAAAAGCGCUUAGUUCUGAUUUCACUCCCGCCACGGAACGAAAGCGACUACAAACACUUGCAUAUCAGAAUCCAGAAUUGAUUGGAAACUGUUUUUCUCGACUUGAGUACUCUCGAGCACUCACAAAGAAGGACCUAAAAACUAGAGUUUUAUUCAGGGACUGGUUCAUGGAUGGCUGGGCUUCGAAAACUGUGAAGGAUUGCGAUCUUAAACCACCGUUAAUAAGCGAAUCUUCAAGAAAGAGACGUCUUCUCAACACUAUUGGAGUCUCUCGUGGAUUUGGAGACCAUCAUCUAUACACCGUUGAUGAUCAUCUACCGAUCAAACCUUUCCUCUCCUCCGUUCCAGAGGUUCGUGUGUUCGACUUGCGCAGCUUGGAUGCCUUGACAGAUAAAGACGUACUUAUUAUUGGCUCAGAUGGAUUGUGGGAUGUGUUGAGCAAUGAGGAAGCCGGCAUGAUCGUACGCUCUUUACUUUCUGCCACGGAACAGACCGAACACUCUCGGUACAGUAUGGCAGCUCAGGAGUUGGCAAGCGCUGCAAGGGGUUACCCGAGCGGCAGCAACGGACAUCGAUGGACGAUGAACAGUGGAGGCAGCGCGUCCACCGACGACAUAACUGUGUUUGUGAUUCCUUUGAAGUACUGUGUGGCUCCGCUUCCAGAAGAUGAUGACGACGAUGAGAUGAUAAGCCUAUGUGCAGAAGAAUAG